This is a messenger RNA of Pseudomyrmex gracilis, 2481 nucleotides long. RefSeq names its product carboxypeptidase Q-like. NCBI's taxonomy places the organism in Eukaryota, Metazoa, Arthropoda, Insecta, Hymenoptera, Formicidae. The record is from RefSeq and is a predicted model, not a curated record. Gene Ontology annotation, molecular function: metallodipeptidase activity. Gene Ontology annotation, biological process: proteolysis; peptide catabolic process. The transcript has 7 exons. The coding region runs from base 544 to 2019 and encodes 491 amino acids.
AAAGUGAAUUUAGUGAAAUUUAAUAUUGGAAUAUAGUUACAACAAUAAUAUAUCUUCAAAAUUUAUCGCGCUUAAUCUCGCAUGUCGUUGUCUUUCUGCAAAUCUAUUCUCGCCGACUAUCGCGGCGGAUUCUUUGUUCUCGAGGAUAUCUUGAACGUUAAUUCUGAUUUUCGAAUACGUUUAUAUCGAUUUUUAUUCUGAAGACUCAUCGAUCGAUGUUUAAAAAUACUAUUAAACUACUAAAAAUACUAAUCUGCUCGCAAGAUGUUAUAGUUAAAAUAUUUGUCUUACGGAAUGUUAAUAUACAUUUGGAAUUUUACGACGCUCUUGCUCUUGUGUCAAAACUACCAUUACAUGGAUCAUAGCUGCUUGAGCUACUAUUGAGCCUCUUAUAAUAAUGUUCUUUCGAUUAUAUUCUUAAUCAUUUUUCAUUUAGUUUGAUUUAAUUUGAUUUUUGUAAUAAGUGACUGAUAAAGAGACUGUGUUUCGAGAUUAUAUACUUUUUAUCGGUUCUCGGUUUUUAUCGAGAGAUAAAACUGCAGAAUGCAGAGGAAUCAGUUAACAGCCAUGUGGCGUACAGAAAUAUAUUUUAUCUUCAUGAUUCUAUUAUGCGUUCAGUCGAUAUCAACGACGCAAUAUGCAACGGAUACGUGUCACAUGUCAAAAGCGUUGAGUGAUGAGAUAGACUCUUAUGCACCGCUUGUGCACAAAAUAAUUAAUGAAACAACGCAAGGUUCUUUCAAAAGCAUCACGUGGCAAGACUUGGCGACAUUCGUUGAUAAAUUCGGUCCGAGAUUCGCCGGCACUCCGGUUCUCGAGGAGGCUAUUAAUUACGUGUUAAACGAAUCGACCAGGUUAGGCUUUGAGAACGUUCACGGCGAACCAGUUACUAUUCCGCAUUGGGUCAGAGGUUCAGAAUCUGCGACUCUUUUGCAACCACGACAAAAAGAUCUGUCGCUACUUGGUCUGGGUUAUAGUGUCGGCACACCGGCGGAAGGCAUAACUGCAGACGCCGUUGUAGUGAAUAGUUUUGCCGAACUUAAGAAAAGAGCGUCAGAGAUUCCAGGAAAAAUUGUCGUUUACAAUCAGAAAUUUGUCUCGUACGGCGAGACCGUGGAAUACAGAAGCUCCGGAGCUACGAGGGCCGCGGAAUUCGGAGCUGUAGCCGUCUUGAUCAGAUCGGUAACGCCAUUUUCUUUAUACACUCCGCACACCGGAAUGAUGAGCUACGGGGCGAACGUUACCAAAAUCCCGGCAGCUUGCAUAACUGUCGAAGACGCAACUAUGCUGAGGAGAAUGGCGAAUCGAGGGGAAACAAUAAGAAUCAAUCUGAAAAUGGAAGCGAAACUUUUACCCAAUGUUCAGUCGCGAAAUGUUAUAGUCGAUAUCAGGGGUUACAGCUCGCCUGAAAAAACGGUCGUAGUUUCGGGACACAUUGACAGCUGGGACGUUGGACAAGGUGCGAUGGACGACGGAGGUGGCAUCUUCAUAUCCUGGACGGCACUGAAAUUACUGAAACAUCUCGGCCUUCGGGCACGAAGAACGAUAAGAACGAUAAUGUGGACCGUCGAGGAACUUGGCAUGAUCGGAGCUCGUCAAUACAUACAAAAGCACGAGGCGGAGAAUGAAAAUUUACAAUUCGUUAUGGAAUCCGAUAUCGGCACGUUUAAUCCAGUCGGUUUGGACUUCACCGGAAACAAGAUGGUACAGUGCGUGCUUCAGAGAGUAAUGCGAUUGUUAGAUCCGCUGGGUGACAUGAAAUUGAGGAGUCCCUGCCAGGGGCCUGAUAUAGAGUAUUGGGUGAACGCUGGUGUGCCGGGCGGCAGCCUUUGGAAUCAGAACGAAAAAUAUUUCUAUUAUCAUCAUACGAACGCAGACACCAUGCUGGCAGAAAAUCCAAAAGCCUUGGAUAUGAACACAGCCAUAUUCGCAGCGGUAUCGUUCGUUCUAGCAGACAUCAGCGUUGAUCUACCUCGACACAACUAUACACGCGAGAUGUCUCUCAAUGAAGUCAACUGAAUCUGAAUGCGUAAAAUUACAAUGUUCGUGUAUAAUGUGUGUGUGUGUAUGUGUGUGUGUGUGUGUUUGUGUAUGUACGUAGACCGUCUUUAUUAUCAAACCUGUCUGUAUAUAUACAAUCGCAGCAAUAUAAACAAUUAGGCCUACUAUAACACCUAGUCUGAACUCUUUAAAAGCAUCAUCAGAAAUGCACUUGAUCGAAACGAAUUCCAUGAACCAUCCACGAUUUUUGUCUUUUCUCCUGACUUUAACUAUGUACGUGUGCGUGUGUACGUAUGUGUGUGUGUGUCUGUGUUGCGAUGAUUUUAUUAAAAAAUUAUCUAUUCAAAAUGUAUACUAUGUCUGCUAUUUCGCAAAAAUUCUAGAAUUAGUAGAAUGUACGCAUUUUCCACGAAGUGUCACACUACUGGGACAUAUAUGCCACACGUUUACAAUCUGCAAUAAAGCAAAAUAAAUAAAUCA